This is a messenger RNA of Dioscorea cayenensis subsp. rotundata (Guinea yam), 1296 nucleotides long. RefSeq lists its product as uncharacterized. NCBI's taxonomy places the organism in Eukaryota, Viridiplantae, Streptophyta, Magnoliopsida, Dioscoreales, Dioscoreaceae. The record is from RefSeq and is a predicted model, not a curated record. Gene Ontology annotation, molecular function: chlorophyllase activity. Gene Ontology annotation, biological process: chlorophyll metabolic process. Gene Ontology annotation, cellular component: chloroplast.
AUGGCGGCAGUUGCAUUGCUUCCAGCUUCCACCCUCUCUCCACCAUCACCUCCCUCUCACCUCCCUCUCUUUCCCACUCCUAACCAUCUCUCUCCCCCUUCCCUUCUCCUUCCACAGCCCAAAGCUUCCUCUACUUGCCAGCAUCUCAGGUUCAGGAUUGCUUCUAGUGGCCCAAGUGUAGCAGCUCCAAUGGACCAGAGAAGCAGUAAUCUCAAAGAGAUUUAUAGAUGUUGCGAUGCUUGGACUUGGAAUGGCUUCAAGAUCAAUUACCUUGUCAAGGGGAAGGGCAUGCCUCUACUCCUUGUUCAUGGUUUUGGUGCCUCUGUUGCGCACUGGCGUAGGAAUAUUGGAGUAUUGUCGGAAAAAUAUACUGUCUAUGCCAUUGAUCUUCUUGGUUUUGGUGAUUCGGACAAACCAGCGGGCUUUGCUUAUACAAUGGAAGUAUGGGCACAGUUGAUUUUGGACUUUUUGGAUGAGAUCAUCAAAGAGCCUACGAUAUUGAUCGGCAACUCAGUCGGAAGUCUUGCUUGUGUCAUUGCUGCUUCUGAUUCUACUAAAGGUUUGGUCCGAGGCCUUGUGUUGCUAAACUGUGCUGGUGGGAUGAACAACAAAGCCAUAGUUGACGACUGGAGGAUCAAACUUUUGUUGCCUCUGCUUUGGCUAGUAGAUUUUUUACUGAAGCAACAGGGAAUUGCGACAGCAAUUUUUAAUCGUGUGAAACAAAAGGACAACUUGAAGAACAUUUUGCUUUCUGUAUAUGGGAACAAAGAAUCUGUCGAUGAAGAUCUUAUUGAGAUUAUUAGAAGGCCGGCUGAUGAUUUAGGAGCUCUUGAUGCAUUUGUGUCAAUUGUAACCGGCCCACCGGGACCAAGUCCGAUUUCAUUGAUGCCGAAAAUUUCUCUGCCUAUUUUGGUUUUAUGGGGUGACGAAGACCCGUUCACUCCAAUUGACGGACCGGUAGGGAAAUAUUUUUCUUCAUUACCAUCUAAACUUCCGAAUGUAAGUCUCUAUCUACUGCAAGGAGUCGGUCAUUGUCCUCACGACGAUAAACCAGAUUUGGUUCAUGAAAAGCUGCUCCCUUGGCUGGCUAAUCUUCCUACUAUAUGAAUGACAUUUCAAUAUGCUGAUAAACUUUCUUGCUUUCACAAUAUAUAUAUACUGUGUAUUUUUUUUAGUUCAUUAGUUCUGUAACUAGAUCAAAUGUCGGCAUAUUUCAGCUCCAAUGUCAAUUUUUUGUGCUGGAAAUGAUCCGAACUGCACCUUCAAAUGUAUCAUCAAUUCAUCAAAAUAAAGUAU